AUGGGAAAUCCUAAGCCACAGCCUCCUGAUGGAGUCAAGUCCAACCCUUCUAAAAGGCACCGCGAUCGCCUCAAUCAGGAGCUAAGCAGACUGACCAACUUACUGCCCUUCCCCGAGGACGUGCGGGCCCAACUGGACAAGCUCUCCAUCCUCAGGCUCAUCGUGGGCUACCUGAAGGUGAAGGGCUACUUCUCAGCCACCCUAAAGGACAACCCUGCAGGCCAUUCAGCCAACCCAGCCGCUAAGCCAGAGGGAAGUGAACAUGCCUCUCCGCAGGUCCAUGCAGAGCUAGUUUCUGAAGGAGACUUGCUCCUUCAGGCCCUUAAUGGCUUCCUCGUGGCUGUUACAGAAGAUGGCUAUGUUUUUUAUGUCUCUCCCACAGUCCAGGACUACCUGGGAUUUCAUCAGUCAGACAUCAUCCAUCAGAGUGUGUUUGAGCUGAUCCACAAGGAGGAUCGACCCAUGUUCCAGAGCCAGUUGCGCUGGUCACCAGACCCAGAACCCACCAGCAGAGCACCCGAGGAGGACACCAGCCGAAGGGCUGAGCCAGUCAGGGUGCAGUACAGCCCUGACGAAACCCAUCAGCAUCUACUUUGGGAAGACCCCUCCUAUCUGGAGAGAAGCUUUGUCUGCCGGUUCCGCUGCCUGCUGGACAAUUCUUCUGGGUUUCUGGAAUUGGAUUUCCAAGGCCAUCUUAAACUCCUCCCGGGGCAGAACAGCAGGUCAGAGGAUGGCAUCCUCGCGUCCCCUCAGCUGACCCUGUUCGCCAUUGCAACGCCUCACCAGCCUCUCACCAUCCUGGAGCUCCAAAUGAAACCAUUUCUUUUCCAAACAAAACACAAGUUAGAUUUCACGCCUAUAGCCUGUGAUUCCAGAGGCAGAGAGAUCCUGGGCUACACGGAGAGUGAGCUCUGCAGGAACGGAUCCGGGUACCAGUUCGUCCAUGCAGCUGACAUGAUGUACUGUGCUGAGAACCACUUGCGGUAGAUGCAAACGGGUGAGAGUGGGCUCACUGUGUUCCGACUCCUGACCAAGCAGGCCGGCUGGCUGUGGGUACAGUCCAACGCCCACUUGGUGUUCCGUGGCGGCCAGCCAGACUGCAUUGUUGCCAGACAGAGGGCCCUAACGAACACGGAGGGGGAGGAGCACCUGAGAAAGCGGGCCCUGCAGCUACCCUUCACCUUCACCACGGGGGAGGCCAUCCUGUACGAGAGCAGCUGCCCAGGCCUCCUGACCACGCUCCCGACCAAGAAGCGGUCCAGGGCAAGGAAGGGCCCUCCCACUGACCAGGGCCCUGUACAUCCAGGAUCCCUGCUCGGAGCCACCAUGCAGCAAGAUUGGUCCAUGUACUUGCCCCACACUGCCGCGGGCCUGCAAAGUUCACGCUUGGAUCAGUGUGGGCCUGGCGACGAGAGACGUCAGGACAGGGAGGGGGAAGCUGGGAAGGAAGGCGACUCCCUGCAGAACCUCCUUGAGACUCUGCUGGAGAAGGACACGGGAGGCCAGCCAGACCUCUGCUUCACCCUCCAGCACCUGGGGGGUAGCUGUGACAUCUGGCUGUAG
Molecule: messenger RNA, 1563 nt
Organism: Echinops telfairi (small Madagascar hedgehog)
Lineage: Eukaryota; Metazoa; Chordata; Mammalia; Afrosoricida; Tenrecidae
Product: aryl hydrocarbon receptor-like
Exons: 12
Biological process (GO): regulation of transcription by RNA polymerase II
Cellular component (GO): nucleus; aryl hydrocarbon receptor complex
Molecular function (GO): nuclear receptor activity; transcription cis-regulatory region binding; protein dimerization activity
Source: RefSeq, a predicted model, not a curated record